Molecule: messenger RNA, 1798 nt
Organism: Centropristis striata (black sea bass)
Lineage: Eukaryota; Metazoa; Chordata; Actinopteri; Perciformes; Serranidae
Gene: aaas
Product: achalasia, adrenocortical insufficiency, alacrimia
Exons: 17
Coding region: 160-1719 (519 amino acids)
Biological process (GO): nucleocytoplasmic transport
Cellular component (GO): nuclear pore
Molecular function (GO): protein binding
Source: RefSeq, a predicted model, not a curated record
UCCCGUAGCCCACACGGCGCGAUUAACUUGAAGUCUGCUUCAACUUCCAAGUGUCACCACAGCGAAGCAUGCACUGUUAUUCUACUGUUUGGACAUUCAGCGCAAAAUAAUCAACCACACUACACAGAAGACACUACAAGUUGUUUCACCGUGUGGAAGAUGUGCUCUCUGGCCUUGUUUCCUGCCCCGCUGCCCUCCGGACAGACCACUCUGUGCGAGUCCAACAACGAGCUGCUGUCAGGAACCACUGAAGACCGACUGAAACAGGACUCCAGUCCUCUGAGUUUGUAUUUCCCCCGAGAGUCUCUGAAGCUUCACAGCCGCACAGAAAGCAGCAGCAAGGCGGCCUUCCUGGACCACUCUGAAACACUGUGGAUGAGGAGUGCAGCAGCCUGGCGGGAUGGUGGUUUUACAGGACUGCUCGAGGAAAUUACCAACUCAAAUACAGAAGUGCCCAAAUGCUUGUCAGUGAGUUCUGGUUGUAUCCUUGCAUUGCUGAGAUGGUUCUCUUCCUUUCACGGCUCCUUGUUUCCUCAUCUCACAAUGAGCAGUGAGGACAUGCUUGCUGAGUUUUCACAAGUGUUGAACUGGUCUGACUGUGUCGUUCGUGCCUUUGCCUGGCAUCCUCACACAGAUAAAUUUGCUGUAGCCCUACUGGACGACUCAAUUAAGAUCUACAACCCCAAAAGUGCCACCACCCCAACACUGAAGCACCGUCUACAGAGGAGUGUUGCAGCUGUGCAGUGGAAGCCGCUGUGUGCGUCUGCACUCGCUGUCGCUUGUCAAAACUGUUUACUGGUCUGGCACGUGGACCCCUGCUCGCUGUCAACCAGGCCUUCGUCUGGCUGUGCUCAGGUUUUGUCUCACCCCGGUCACUCUCCCAUCACUUCCAUCGCCUGGUCUCCGAGCGGAUCUCUCCUCGUGUCGGCCUCGCCUAUGGACACCGCCAUGAUGGUUUGGGAUGUAGCUUCAGAGAGCUGUGUGCCUCUUCAGCGUGUUGGAGGAGGCGGGGCCACCUUUCUGUCCUGGUCCCCUGAUGGCAGCCACGUCCUGGCCUCUACACCGUCCGCCUUGUUCAGGGUUUGGGAGACGAGGAUGUGGACCUGUGAGCGCUGGCCGUGUCUGAAAGGGCGCUGCCAGUCUGGCUGUUGGAGUCCAGAUGGGAGACGACUUCUCUUCACCGUACAGGGAGAGACGGUCAUCUACGCUCUGACCUUCACUGAUUUACCAGCAGGCGUACCUACAUGCACAUCAAAAGGGCCGCAGGCAGCAGUGGUGGUGGCCGACCUAUCAGAGACGACCUUUAACUCACCAGAUGGAGACAUCAUUGUUGGUGGAGAGAUCCAGUCUUUGUCCUGGGACCCAACAGGAGAGAGACUCGCAGUGCUUCUCAAAGGUGAUCCACAAGCAGCUGGCCGGCCUGCAGUCAUAGCCGUGUUCAAGACAAGAACCAGCCCCAUUUUUGAGCUUUUACCUUGUGGUUUUGUUCAAGGGGAGUCCGGAUCAGAACCGAGACUGAUGCAGUUCCACCCAAACUUCCAGCACGGAGCUCUCCUCACUGUGUGCUGGUCGAGUGGAAGAAUCACCCAUGUGCCUUUCUACUUCCUGAGUUCUGGCGUCCCACAGUUUGGCCUCAGUGGCAGCCCGUCACUGCCCCGCCCCCAAGAGCGGCCGGCAGACUUCGCCAAUCAGUCGCUCUUCACAGAGCUCCUCUCCUGACCGACCCUCGCACAUCAUCACACACUCAAAUACAUUUUGUUAUCAUAGAUUGUCAAUAAAGCUGUAAAGAUUUAGACUG